Podarcis muralis (Common wall lizard) is the source of this 2070-nucleotide messenger RNA. The record is from RefSeq and is a predicted model, not a curated record. Lineage: Eukaryota; Metazoa; Chordata; Lepidosauria; Squamata; Lacertidae.
CGCUGCCGGGAGAGGGAGACUUUGAGGUGGUUGUUGUUGUUGUUGUUUUUACCUAAGCCUGACUCUUUUUAUCUUUACCGCGUUAGGCCCCGCCCCUCCAUCUAGGUGGCCGACCAAGAGGCCCUAUCGGCGCUUGUGGCAGCAGCAGCCGCCUCAGCAGCAGCAGAAGGAACCGGAGCAGAGCGAACUACGACCGCCGCGCGAGAGGCGGACACCCGGCUCCUAUCACAGCCGCUGCCGCCGCCGCAGCCGCCGCUAACAACAACAUGGUGAAGAUCUCUUUCCAGCCGCCCUUCGCCGGCAAAGACCAGUCCAAGAAGGAGGCGGCCGAGGUGCUGGUGGCCGACAAGGAUCCAGAAGUUGCAACACAUGGGCACGAAAGUUCAUCUGGAAGAUGUCUGCUGAUUCUUUUGGGUCUUGCGCUUAUAUUGGCAGGAGUGGUGGUUGGUGGAGCCUGCCUCUAUAAGUACUUCAUGCCAAGGCGUGCAAUGAUGCGUGGGCAAAUGUGUUACGCGGGAGAGGAUCAGCAAGAGCAGGCAGCCGAACCCUACUUCUUGCCCAUUGCUGAAGAAGCUGACAUUCGUGAGGAUGAUAAUAUUGCCAUCAUUCAGGUUCCUGUUCCAAAAUUCUCUGACAGUGAUCCUGCGGCGAUUGUUCAUGACUUUGAAAGGGUGAUCCUGACUGCCUACCUUGAUCUGCAGCUGGGUAACUGCUAUGUGAUCCCUCUGAACACGUCCAUUGUUAUGCCACCACGGAAUCUGAUGGACCCUCUUUUCAAAAUUAAACGGACUGGUUCCUAUUUGCCUCAGACUUACCUUGUUCGUGAAGAAAUGGUUGUGACAGAAAAGAUUGAUAAUGUGUCGGAUCUGGGCAUUUUCAUUUACCAGCUCUGUGUAGGGAAGGAAACUUUCAGGCUUCAGCACAGAGAUAAGACCAAUGGCAUCCAGAAACGCUCAGCUGAAAAGUGUCAUUCAAUCCGGCACUUUGAAAACUUGUUUGUUGUGGAAACCAAGAUCUGUCAGCAGUGAAAAGUACAGGGUAGAAAGUGACAAUCACACAUCUUCAUUAAGAAGUCGAAGCUUUAUCUCUUUAUUUUCAGAAUUAAAACAUGCAGUGAUAAUCAAAACCUUAUGCUUUUUUGUGGGUUGCUUAAAUUUAAAAACAAAAGAAGGAAAUUCCAAAUUUACCAUGAUUUUUUCUUUGUGUCCCUGGUGUGGCUAAAUUUUCUAGCUUUCAUUCGCACUUGCUAACACAAAAGUGAAUACCCUAUACCCACCUGAUUAUCUGUUUCACAGCAUAGUCUUACACGUCUACUUGGAAGUCUUACUUUGUUAAAAGAGACUUACUCCAAAUUAAGUGUGUAGGAUUGCAGCCUCAAACUAAUUUAAAAAAGGACUGCAAGUAGCAAAUUCCUGCAUAGAAAUGUAGUCCAGUCAACACCUGACUCUUUACAGAAUGAUGAAAGUAACACAUUAAUAUCUGGUUUGCACAUUUAUAUGUAGCUCUGUAGGAUUGCUCUACAUUAAGUCUGGUCAGAAACUACAUCAAGACUUCUAAGGUUUAUUUGAACUUCAUAGGAGAAGCAUGUAAACUAACCUUGGUAAUCAUAAACAUUUUUUCCCCAUUUUGUGCAAUUACUGUAUUGAACUUGUAUGUAUAUUUGGAACCUUCCUUGAGUUUACUUUAGUACUUCUUUAUUUUGGUUCUUUAGUGAUAUUUAGUUAUAUGUUCAGGAGCAGUUACUCUUUAAAAGCUUUUAUGUUAGUAUUUUGGCGCUGGACUGGUUUCAACAUCUUUAUUGCAAGCUUAUGUAAUUACAACCUAAUUUGGCCCAAUUGUCAUUGUUUCUGUAGCUGUGAAUUCCAACCCCCCAAGCCUAUGUUUCAGAGAAUAACUUCUUAUAAGCACAGUAGCACUAAGACUGCAGUCGAAAGUAUUAUCUUUGCUUAAGACUGUGGUACACGAUGGUAAAGGGAUUGUUAGUGAGCUGCUAAGUUGAGUGUUUUGUAUAAGGGACUUUAUAUUUCUCACAAAUCCUGCAGCCCUCCAAUAAAUGUUUCUUUAAGACUA